AUGAUGUUGCCUGUUUUUAGAGCUGCUGUCGCUCGUGGUUUGAGAUCCAGUGGUGGGAAGUACUCUAGUGCUCUUGGAGCUGUUGGAUACCCUAGGCAUGCUCCAAAUCUCACGUUUGGUGAACCAGGGAUCAAGAAGAAGCCUCGUCAUCUUCAUCUCAUCCGCUUGAAUCUGCAUCCUUACUUGCGGAACACAGAAAACGCCAUGGCCUGUACUACCUCUCCUAUCAGAAGAACGACAUCCACAAUGAUAGCAUUGACGACAACAACACACUAAACGAAUACCCACCAGCGAAUGAGAUAUCGGUGGACUCAUUUAACACUAAGAAAAAGAUGAACCAAUCAAAACUGAGACCUGUAGUGGUGCAACUGGACAAAGAAGAUGGAUUAAAGACAAAAGGACAAAUUCAAAGAAAUUUUGGCCGUCAGUUGGAAUUGUAUGUGGAUUGCGAAUCGCUAGAACUGCGGAACCUAAUAAGAUAGCAAUUACAACCCAAGAAUUAAUAAGAACUUGGGCAUGGACCUGCGAGACUCGAUUAAUAAUGAUGAACUUCUGUCUCGUACGAUCCAGACUGCUCUAAUGGGUCAAGGAAAGGAGAAGGA
This is a messenger RNA of Arabidopsis thaliana (thale cress), 602 nucleotides long. RefSeq lists its product as uncharacterized. The coding region runs from base 1 to 276 and encodes 91 amino acids. NCBI's taxonomy places the organism in Eukaryota, Viridiplantae, Streptophyta, Magnoliopsida, Brassicales, Brassicaceae. The record is from RefSeq and is marked reviewed. The transcript has 2 exons.